Messenger RNA from Procambarus clarkii (red swamp crayfish), 941 nucleotides. RefSeq lists its product as uncharacterized. NCBI's taxonomy places the organism in Eukaryota, Metazoa, Arthropoda, Malacostraca, Decapoda, Cambaridae. The record is from RefSeq and is a predicted model, not a curated record.
AACCUGGCAUCGUAAUGUAGCAAUAAAUAGCCGGCCGGCCCAAGGUUGUCGUAGUACUCAGGUGACAGAGGCGCAGGAACCAACAAGAUGAAGGUCUUACUGUCUCUCUCUGCGCUCUUGUUCGUCUCAAGCAUCAACGGUGCUCCCACUGACGAUGGCUCCUUCUUGGCCAACUGUGAUUCCACAUCAGACUCCAGUGAACACCCUGAGGAUCACGACACUUCCUUCGGCUCCUCCAGCAACGACCAUGAUGUAGUCGUCUCGGCAGGCGACCAAGACGACAGCCAGCCUCGAGUCUCUCCUCUCCCAACCCAAAUUUCGUUCUUGAGUGAGAGAGAUCAGGCUGACAGCUCCACGACUGAAGACAGAACCCCAAGCGUCGAGACUACCACCAUCACCCUGGGCACUGCAGACAGCUUCAGCCCGUUCUUCCACUCUCAGGUGGGUGCCUCGCGGUUCACCAGAGACACCUCGGACUCCGAGAAGGCCGAAGUUGAUCACGACAGCUACGAAGUCACCACACAGCAGGAGGUUAUAGACUUUAAGAGGGAAGAACAUGAGGAGGAUAGUAGCGAAGAUACUUCAUUCGCACAUGUCUCACUGCCUGGGUACUCCAAGCUCCACGGCGUCUACCGGUAACAUCUUCCCAGCCUCAAGCAGCAGCUACCAAGGUCUCCCAGUCAUCAACUCCAUGUGACGGUCACUCGCACUUUAUUGUCAAGAUAGUCAUCAGUGUUUAUAUUUAUAGCCAACACCAUAUGCCUGUAAUUUAACAUUGACAGUUAACAGACCAACGUUAGCUUAACCAGCAAGUUUCUGUUAAUGUGAUCAAUAAAGUUUAACGUUAAUUUGAUCAGUAAAUUAUACAUUAAUUUUGUGCUUUUGUCAUGUCUGAAGCCCUCUAUGUAUGUUUAUUGUAUAUUAAAACAGAAUAAAAUAUA